Messenger RNA from Vitis riparia (riverbank grape), 1938 nucleotides. Its product is annotated as pentatricopeptide repeat-containing protein At4g18840-like. The coding region runs from base 1 to 1938 and encodes 645 amino acids. The transcript has 2 exons. The record is from RefSeq and is a predicted model, not a curated record. Gene Ontology annotation, molecular function: RNA binding; protein binding; zinc ion binding. Gene Ontology annotation, biological process: RNA modification. Lineage: Eukaryota; Viridiplantae; Streptophyta; Magnoliopsida; Vitales; Vitaceae.
AUGACAGCUAUUUCAACAAACCCAGUUGUCUCAGUGUUAGACAAAUGCAAAUCUUUAUGUGAAUUGCGUCAAAUUCAUGCCCAAAUGAUCAAAACAAACCUCCUCAAUCACCAAUUCACUGUAAGCAGACUUGUAGCUUUCUGUUCUCUCUCUGGUGUCUCGGGUGGCUUAGACUACGCUGCAUCGGUUUUUUCUCGGAUCCAACACCCCAAUUCCUUCAUCUUCUUCGCUCUGAUUAAGGGUUUUUCUGAUACUUCAAACCCAGUGGAGUCUUUGAUUCUUUAUGCCCGCAUGCUUUCUUGCUUGAAUUACUCCAGUGGUGUUGAGUUCUCUAUUCCUUCUGUUCUAAAAGCCUGUGGAAAGUUGUUGGCUUUCGAUGAAGGCCGGCAAGUUCAUGGUCAAGUGUUGAAAACCCACCUGUGGUUUGAUCCUUUUGUGGGGAAUUCGAUGGUGAGAAUGUAUAUUGAUUUUGGAGAGAUUGAAUUGGCGAGAAGGGUGUUUGAUAGAAUGCCUAAUAGAGAUGUGGUUUCUUGGAAUUCGAUGAUAGCGGGUUAUUUGAAAGCGGGUGAGAUUGAGCUGGCUAGCGAGCUGUUUGAUGAAAUGCCUGAAAGGGACUUGAUUUCCUGUAACGCCAUGAUUGAUGGGUAUGGCAAGUGUGGCAGGUGUGAGCUUGCAGAGAAGGUUUUUGAGACGAUGAGUGAUAAGGAUGUGGUUACUUGGACAUCCAUGAUUUCGGCUUAUGCGCAAAAUAGAUGUCCAAUGAAGGCAUUAGAUUUAUUUAGGGAAAUGUUGAGCUUGGGACUUCGACCAGAUGGCCCUGCUAUUGUUAGUGUUCUUUCUGCUAUUGCUGACUUGGGUUUUGUGGAAGAAGGGAAAUGGCUGCAUGCUUAUGUAUCUAUGAAUAAGAUAGAAUUAAGCUCUGGGUUCAUUGGAUCAGCACUUAUAGACAUGUACUCUAAAUGUGGGUAUAUUGAGAAUGCAUACCAUGUCUUUAGAAGUAUAUCCCAUAGGAGAAACAUUGGGGACUGGAAUUCAAUGAUCUCUGGCCUUGCAAUCCAUGGCCUUGCCCGAGAAGCUCUUGAUAUCUUUGUUGAGAUGGAGAGGAUGGAUAUUGAGCCCAAUGAGAUUACUUUCUUAGGACUUCUGAGCACUUGUAGUCACGGAGGUUUAGUUGAAGAGGGUCAGUUUUACUUUGAAUCCAUGCAUGAAAAGUACAAAAUUGUUCCCAGAAUUCAACACUACGGAUGCAUGAUCGAUCUUUUUGGUAGAGCAGGCCGUCUAGAGGAUGCUCUUGGAGUUAUACAAAAUAUGCCCUUUGAGGCUGAUCUCUUAGCUUGGAAGGCCAUUCUUAGUGCCAGUAUGAAGCAUGGGCACAUUGAAAUUGGGAAAAGCGCUGCUCUGCGAGCAAUAGAGUUGGCCCCAGAUGACUCAAGUUCUUAUGUUCUCCUCUCAAACAUAUAUGCCAAGGCGGGGAGAUGGGAUGAUGUAGCUAAAAUUAGGUUGAUGAUGAGACAAAGGGGAGUGAAAAAGAUUGCUGGUUGCAGUUCCAUGCUUGUUGAUGGGAAAGUCCACGAGUUCCUGGUGGGGAAAGAAUUGGACAGUAGCUAUAGUGGCCAAGUUCUGGCUAAGAUAGCCGAGGUGGUUUCUAGGUUGAAGCUGCAAGGCUACGAACCUGACCUCACUCAAGUCCUUCUGGACAUUGAAGAUGAAGGAAAAGAGAGCUUGCUUAACCUCCACAGUGAGAAGAUGGCCGUUGCGUUCGGACUUAUACACAUAAACAAGAGUGCUCCUAUUCAUAUAGUGAAGAACUUGAGGAUUGUGGAUGCUACUCAGAGGUUUAAAGCUGGUCUGAGAAGUUAUUGUACUCAAAUAAAAUCUAGUCAGGUGGGACUGGUGAACUUCCAUGGCCCAAGCCUGGCCUUGAUGAUAGGAGUCUAA